CAUCUCUAAUUGUGUUGUGCGAGCUGAACGUUUCGUUGGUGCAUAUUAUUAUUUUGAGAAUAUUAUAAAACCAUUGAUAAAUUAUGUGAAAUAAGCAGAAAAUGUUAACUCAUUUUCGCAUGAAAACUGUCCGUGAACAAUGCAAAAACUGCACGGCAACGCAGUUAGGUGAAAAAAUCGAAUUGCAGCAAUAACAAACAACGAAAAGGUGACGCGACGACGACUCGAUUUCUCACAACGACGACGACGACGCUCGUUUUUUUUAACGUUCUUUUCUUAACUUGUCACUGGCAGCAGCGACACAUUGAAUACAUUACGAAAAACUACAAUUUAACAAUUGCAAAGACGUCGUGAAAAACGUACAACCACUCGUGCAGUGUAUGCGACAAAUUCCCAAUCAAAAAAAGGUACAGUGAAAAUUUUUCGUCGAUUGUCGGCAGCAGCAGCAAGCAAAACAGCACCACAAAGCGGGUACAACAAUAAGAAGAAGAAGAAGCAGCAGCAGAAAGUGAACAGCAAAGAAACAGAGCAACAACAAAAACAAGGAGAAACGGAAUUCAAAUUGUAGUGGUAUUGGUGUGUGUGUGUGCGCUCAAAUAUAAAUACAAACAAGAGUCGAAACAACAAAAAAAGAAAAACAAAAAUACAAUACAGUAAAUGCUUGUGCUGAAAAAAUGUCACAUUUGCCAUUGGAUGCAAGGGCCAUACUCCAGCACCUAAAUGAAUUGGGUUAUAGAAAUAUAUCCGCCGAACAACUACGUGAAUUUCUAAAAGCUUAUUUGCGCCUAAAGGUAUGCAACCGCAUUUGGAUAAGCAAAGUGCUAUCAACAGCAAACUUUCAACAACAGCAGCCACAACAACAAGAAGGGAAACUCCUGAACAACAGCAUCAACAGCAGCCACAACCAGAGCCACAGCCUCACUCACAGCCACCGCAGCGCUCUAAAGUAAAGGUGAUCAAGAGCAAGCGUCCACUCUGCCAUUUCAAGUUCUAUUUGGACAUACGCGAUCAUCAGUUAACCAAGCGCAUAGAGAGCGAAAUAAAAGCGCUUGGCGGCAACCUCGAGUUCUUUCUCAACGACAGUAUUACACACUUCAUAACCGACAAAGAGCGAAGCACAACAUCAUCAGCAGUUGCCGCUGUAGUUGCCCCAAAUAGCCGCAGUCACAGUCAACAUCAACAACGACCUGCAACACCUUUAACACCGGCCACACCAAAUACACCGCAAUCGCAAGCAUCAGCAACGAUCGGCAAUGAGGAUGGCUGCUGUAGCACUUCUUAUCCACGCAAAGUUCGCCAAACGCGCGCCGACGCAAUUCUAAGUCGGGUGCGCGAAGCACAACAGCAAAGUCAGCAGAGUCCAUUGCGAGGUGCAAUUGAAUUGACGCACCAACAGCCGCCGGGCAAAUCACUGUCUUACGUUGUGUGGCAAACGGAAUACGCAUUACGCUUCUUUCGGCGCAUUCAGACCGAGUUGCGACAAUAUCUGCAGGAAGGUGCUGUGACAACAACAACAGCAGCGGGCACAGCGAACAUACUGCUGAAGGGCAAUUACAUUAAGAUCGAGAGCAUUAAACGCAACCAUCGACCGUAUUAUCAUUUGCUGAAGCAGCCCGAGGAGUGGCCUAAAAUUGAUCUGAGCAGCGACGACGGCGCAUUUCGUUUGCAGGCAAAAGCGAAGCUGCUGGAGCAGAGCAUGACACGCAAGUCGCUCGGCUCACGGACAUCGCAACGCCAACAGGAAAAGCAUAAGGAGCAACAAACAGUCUCACUGCCACAGCAGCCACAAUUGGUGGUAUUGCAACACAGCGCGUUGCAAGCGUGCAAAAAGCAAACCGAGAGUCCAGAUCGCUCACAUUGUCGCGAACUAAAAGAGUCGAGUGAUAAACAGUGUGGCGUUUGUGAGAUUUGUAAAAUUGAAUACGAUACGUUGAGCAUUCAUUUGCAGAGCAAGGAUCACGAGUUGUUUGCCAAGAACUCGGGCAAUUUUGUGGCUUUGGAUACGCUCAUUGAGGUGUCGGCCAGCGUAAAAGGUUUUCUGCAACGCGAAGCGGAACAAGAGCAAAAGGAGCGAGAACAGCAGCAACAGCAGAAGAUUUUCACCGAUAUGGAAGUGGAUGAGCUGCUUAGCGAUAGCGCACUUGCUCUCAGCUUGAAGGCGGCAAUCAAUCAAACAGACGCCGAUGCACUGCAGCAAACUCUCAGCAGUGGCAACAAUAAUAACAGCAACAGGCAACGACCAUCUCCAGUGCUGCGCGAGAAAUCGAAGCGCAUCACCAAGGGCAAGCAUUCCUCUGAAAAGUUCCAAGCAACAACGCCCAAUAAUUCUCCAACAGCAGCAGCAACAACAAGCAAUCCAACGCCAGCUGCAACGACUGUUUCGCCCACAAAGAAAGGGACGACGACAACUUCUUGUAAUCUGCUCGAGUUGCACGCCAGCAAUGCGACAACCACCGCUGCCACGCCCACAAAUCCCACGCGUCGCAAAACUAACAAUUCGGUGUUGUCGCCACCAAUACGCGCCAUGUUGCCGCCGUCAUCGCUGUACAAAGUUGUGGAGGCCAGCGAUGCAACAGCAACGCCACCGCGCGUCCGUCGUGGUGGCGUUAACAAUGCAACGACGAAUCUGGAUUCACCCUCGCUGAUUGUCAAGUUCCAGAAGGUGCGACAAUCGGAGCUGCAACGACUGAAUGGCGAGGCCGAGAACUUUAUGUUCCCCAGAAGCAACACAGCGACAACGCGAAGCAGCAGCGAGCUCCUGACGGAUGUGGAUCGCCAGACAACGUCGGAUGUUGUGCGUGGCGGGCAACACAGCGUUUCGUCGUCGACGAACAGCACCAACGAUAGCACCAGCGAGGAGCAGCUGGAUGCUGCAUUGGCAGCGGGAGCGGGUGCGGCAACAACGCCAGCAUUGGUGCAAGGACGCGCUGCUGUUGUGGGAAGAAGACGCAAAGGUGUUGCUGCGGCACAGCAGCUGCUGCGACAGCUAUCGACUGGCAGCACAAGUAGCAGCAAUGGCAGCAACAACCAGCACCAACAGCAGCGCUUUCCAAACGCCCCCAUCCAGCCGGAAAUGCAACCGUUAAAGCAGCCGCGUCAAGCAGCGGCGGCCACAAGGAAGAGCAGUCGCAUGGCCACGGCCAUUGUGACGGCGGCGACGACGAGCAGUCAACUGCAGUUGCGUCGCCAGCGCGGUGGCAACAAACUGGAGGAUCGGAUGGGGGAACAACAGCAACCACAACAACAACAACCACAACAAGAACAGACUACAACAAAUCACAAAAAGCUGAUAGCACAGCAACAACAAGAGGAGGAGGAGCAAAUGGAAGUGGAAAUAGAGGAAGAUGUGGAGGAGAUGAUGAUGUCGCAUGAUGAGUCGAGCUGUUCGUCAGGAAGCGAUGAGGAUUAUGUGGCCAGCAGCAAGUUGCACAAAUCACUGCCAGCAACAAGUCAACGUGCUGCGGACACACGAGAAGAACGCGCUGCUCGACGUCUUUCGAGGCUCACGCUAAGCACGAGUCGCAACGAGUUGCAACGAGCGAUGCCACUGAAAUGUGGCAGACGUGGCAAACAAAAGCUGAAUGCAGUCAAAAAUAGCAAACUCAAUAAACCACAACUAAUAACGACAGCAGCAGCAACCACAACGACAACGCCAGCAACUCCAACAGCAGCAACAAGUCCAGCCAAGAAAACAGCUGCAGCUGCAGCAGCAGCGGCAUCGCCCAGCAGCGAACAGAUGUUUGACUGCAGCAAGAGCGUGCGUCUGCAGCGAAUGCGCUAUGCAUUCGAGACGUCGCCGAGUGCGGAGUUGUGGCAUCAUGUGUUUCAGCGCCAAGAUGCCGGCGAGGAGCACUAUUAUAGUUACUACGGUUCGACGCGUUAUCGCAAGUUGCCCUACGAAAUGGGUCCCAUACCCAUGGAGCGCACCAAGCCACACAGUUGCAGCAUCUGUCAGCAGCAGCAACAACAGCAGCAGCAGCAGGUUGAAUGCAAGCCACAAGCGUUGUUGCAACCGAUUAAGCUGGAGCGUGAUGCCGAGACGGACAGCAAUCAGACGGCGGCAACGACAACGACGACGACAACAUCAUCGAUGUACAAGCACAAGAAGCUGCAUCUGCUGCAGCGGUAUCAACAGCAACAGGAGCAACAGCAACAGCAGACACAACUCAACAACAUUGCCGUGCCGAUAGCCAAAUGUGAUAGCAAGGCGAGCACCCCCGAGCUGCUGGAGCGUGACUUUGCUCCGUUGAGCGAACGCGGUCAGCUGGUGGAGCGUGUGCGUGCCGCCUCCACGCAGAGCAGCACGAGCAGCACCAGCUGCAGCCAAAAGAGCAGCAGCAUCAACAAACAGUUGGCGCGAGUUGUUGAUCUGCCGCCACGCAAAUCGCCGCGAGAACACGCCUCGACGCUGGCCUUGGUCAGUUGCAUCAUUCGCCAGCGGCAGGAUUCACAGAGUAAAACCAACUCGGAGGCAGAGGAACCACCACCGGCGACGACGACGACGGCGCCACCGCCGCCAGUUGCGGUAAAGAAGCCGAUUAAGCAGGAAUUGGUUGAAGCUGUGACGCCGCACAAGACGCGCUCGCAGGCAGCGACGCCUGUGGAGGAGCUGCGCUUUGCCACCGAGAUCAGUGAGACUGUGAAGCGCAUGCGUCGCGGCCAAAACAAAUACGACAGCGUGCCAACGCCAACAACUCCAGCAGCGGAACGGUCGACGCCAGCGCGUUGUCGUCGUCCGGCGAACAAUAACAACAGCAACAAUAACAAUGAGGUGAAUAUGGCCAACACUCUGAGUUAUUCGCGACGCACAACAACGGCGACGACGACGACAACCUCAACGUUGUUGGGCAAGCGAAAGCGACGCCAGCUGGGCAUGAAGACGACGGGCGGAAGGGGGACAACGUCGGGACAACAGCAGCAGCAGCAGUCGCAUCAACAGUUGCUGCCGGGCAUACGCAAGUUGCCGAGCAAGAAGGGAUUGCUCGAGUACGAGAUGGAGGGCAGCGCGUUGAAGGCUUUGGAUGCCAGCAUGCAGUAUGUGAGUCCCAUGUUGAUUGCCUGGCAAAUUGACAAAUAUCUCGAACUAUCUGGCCGUGACUACGAUCUGCAUCUGGACGAUGAGGUGCAACAGCUGCAGCAACAACAGCAACCGGAAUCCAAUGUGGAGUUGCGUGAUGAUGUUGUGCAGACGCCGCCACCAACAGAUUGUUUCACCAGCGAAUUCGAUUUGUGCGAUCUGCUCGCUGGCAGCGGAGGCAGCGGCGAUGACGAUGAGUUUGCUGUGCGCACGGGUUGCCGGCGCAAUAGUCGACUGAACUUGUUUAGCAGCUAUCAGCGGAAGCGCAAGUGCCUCAAAUCGAAUCGCACAGGUUGGCCGCGUGUCCAGCGACGUCGUGCUGCAAGAUCACUGCCCCACAAUGAUGAUGCGCCGAUCAAUUUUCACGAGUUGGGAGUGUUUGAUGAUACAAAGCAGCAGCAGCAACGUGUCAAGCAGGAGCCGCUUGAAAUGGAAGAGGAGCAGACAACAACCACGGCGACGACAACAACGACGACGACGACAAAAGUGGCUGAAAAGGAGAUCAACAAGGAGCAAGACGAUGACGACAAUGAUGAGAGUGCUGCCCAUGGCAAAGCUGAUGGCGAUGAUGAUGAUGGAGGGCAGAGUGCACGCGAGGAUGUGGUAAUGACGCCACCGGCCACCGAUGUGGAUGAACAGCUGGGUAACGACGACGACGACGAGGAAGUAGAGGCGGAAGAGGAGGAGGCCGCAGCAGCCAGCGACGAGGAUGAUGAUGAGACAAUGGCCGAUUCAGUGGAGGAACAGCAAAAUGAUGAGGCGGAAAUUGAAGCCACCGAUGCCGAUGUCGAGGAGGAUGAAGACGAAGAGGAAGAUGAAGAGCAGGAUGAGCAGGAGGACGAACCGGAGGAAGAGCAGGAUGACGAGGAGGAGGAGGAAGAGGAAGAUGUUUAUGAAGAUGCCUAUGGUGAUGAGGAAGUGUCAACGACAACAACCACUCACGAACAGCAGUUGACACUACAAAAUCUCAACAAGUCGCGCCUCAAAUCGAAAUCGCCGACCACAAAACGUGAUUCGCUUGCCAAGACUGCAGAGCAGAGCCCGGCGAAGGAGGAGCAACCGCUGUUGACCCUACAAACGAGCAAUGGCUUCUGCCUGAAUGUGACCACAUCCACGCCGAGCACUCGACAGCCGCGUCAUCGAACGCCCCAGUUGAACGGCAGUCUAGGGAGUUGCAUAUCGCCCAGUGAGAAACUGGGCGAUAAUUCGGACAUCUUUACGGUGUCGUCGGAUGGCCUAGAGACCGAUAUGGAUCUGAGCAAUACCCAGGCGGGCGAUUCACUGGAGCAUUGUCAGCAUCAGCAUUUGACGCCCACCAAGCACAAGUUCGACAUUAGCAAAUAUGCGCCGCCCAACAAUGGCAAGGCGGCGAGCAGUUGUGCAGCGGAGGCGGCGACGGCAGCGGUUAAAUCGCUGGCCAUAUCGCAGUUCCUGAAAAAGGAGGUGCGUGUCACUUGCCGGCGAUUGCGUGCGCCAUUUCGUCGCUUUCGAUAUCGUCGCUGAUCAUCUUCAUCAUCGUCACUCAUUGUUGCUAGCAGCAGCCAUUAUUAUCAUUAAUAAGCCAAUGUGUUUAGUUUUAAUAUGUCACACACACACACACUAUUGUAAAGCCGUUCAACACGAGGAUCAAAAUAUACAUCAGCAUAUUCAUUCAUCAUCUAUCGCACAAUUGUGGCACCUCUGUAAAUGGCACAUUCUCUCUCAUUUGUUGUUGUACACACACAUAAUUAGCAUCAAAUUGAAAUGCAAAACAUGAAAAAAAGAAAAAACUAAACUACACUACAUACGUAAAAUAAGCAUAGUAUAAUUUUAGUUUAGGACAAAUUCCAUACCCUUUAAUUCGCCACUUAGUUGAGUAUCCCCAAAACAAAAACACAACUAAAAUCUUACCAUUAUAAUAACGACAUUACCUUUAGUUUACCAACAAAUUUGAUUCGAGAAAUAAAUUCUAUAUAAAUAUAUCAACAUUGAUGCUCAAGCUAUUGUAAAAUAAAAAUGAGAAAACUACGAAAACAUAAAACCAAAAGCAAUUGUAAAGAAAAAAAAACUAAAAACAAAGAGAAAACAUUAAACAUGCAAUUAAACUAUA
Molecule: messenger RNA, 7166 nt
Organism: Drosophila albomicans
Lineage: Eukaryota; Metazoa; Arthropoda; Insecta; Diptera; Drosophilidae
Gene: chif
Product: protein chiffon
Exons: 2
Coding region: 794-6580 (1928 amino acids)
Biological process (GO): positive regulation of nuclear cell cycle DNA replication; regulation of cell cycle phase transition
Cellular component (GO): Dbf4-dependent protein kinase complex; nucleus
Molecular function (GO): protein serine/threonine kinase activator activity; nucleic acid binding; zinc ion binding
Source: RefSeq, a predicted model, not a curated record